Messenger RNA from Durio zibethinus, 1032 nucleotides. Its product is annotated as PPR containing protein (DUF179). Lineage: Eukaryota; Viridiplantae; Streptophyta; Magnoliopsida; Malvales; Malvaceae. The record is from RefSeq and is a predicted model, not a curated record.
AAAGUAUAAAUUGCCUGGCAUUAGCUCUCUUAUCCUUUAGGAUCUUCACUUGCAUUUGACAGAACUAAACGAAGGAGACAAAAUAUGGAAGCUUGCUUUCUCUCAUCAGAUUCCUUCACUAAAAGUAUUAAGCUUGUGCCCUCAAUCAAAGCUAGAACAUUCUCCUUUCCAAAGAGAAAUUUCAGCCUUUUGCACUCUAGAAAAGUUGCUUUCCCAACUUCUAUAACAUGCUGCCAUGUGGAUUCAUCUGCCCACCCAUUGGAUGAUGACAGCAAACCAACCCUUGAUUCUGAUUGGCGUACAUUUAGAGCAAGAUUAGUGGCUGUAGAGAAAGUAUCAAGGCCAGAGGACUCCUCAUCAUGGGCCGAUCCUGAUACAGUAGCGGAUCACCCUCCACCAGUUACAAUUGGUGACAAAUGGGCCCACACCAUCCAUGAGCCUGAAAAGGGUUGUCUACUUAUAGCUACUGAGAAGCUUGAUGGGGUCCACAUUUUCGAACGGACAGUGAUCUUGCUCUUAUCGACAGGGCCCAUAGGCCCAUCAGGGAUCAUACUCAAUCGACCGUCGCUAAUGUCGAUAAAAGAAAUGAGAUCAACGGUGCUAGAUGUUGCGGGGACGUUUUCGGAUAGGCCAUUGUUCUUUGGUGGGCCAUUAGAAGAAGGGUCAUUUCUGGUGAGUCCAACAGGGGAUGAUCAUAGUGUAGAGAAGAGUGGGGUUUUUGAAGAAGUGAUGAAAGGGUUGUAUUAUGGGACAAAAGAGAGUGUAGGUUGUGCAGCUGAGAUGGUAAAGAGAAAUGUGGUUGGGGCAGGGGAUUUCAGGUUCUUUGAUGGGUAUUGCCUGUGGGAGAAAGAGCAAUUGACUGAAGAAAUCAGGGCCGGUUAUUGGACAGUAGCAGCUUGUAGCCCAAGUGUAGUUGGUCUUGGCAGUGUAGGAAGUGUUGGGCUUUGGGAAGAGAUUCUUGGGCUAAUGGGUCCUAGAAAGGUUUGGUAAAGGGCAAAGUAUUGGGAUUUGAUGUGCAUUAUGUGUUUCCGA